Messenger RNA from Plasmodium falciparum 3D7, 4344 nucleotides. Its product is annotated as putative leucine--tRNA ligase. The record is from RefSeq and is a predicted model, not a curated record. Gene Ontology annotation, molecular function: leucine-tRNA ligase activity; nucleotide binding; ATP binding. Gene Ontology annotation, biological process: leucyl-tRNA aminoacylation; aminoacyl-tRNA metabolism involved in translational fidelity; tRNA aminoacylation for protein translation. Lineage: Eukaryota; Apicomplexa; Aconoidasida; Haemosporida; Plasmodiidae.
AUGGCGAGACGUAUGAACUUAUUAACUAUUGAAAAGAACAUUCAGCAUUUAUGGAGGGAACAUAAUGUUUAUGAGAAAGAUUUUAGCGAUAUGAAUGAAAGCCGAUAUACAGGCAAUUUCCCUUACCCUUAUAUGAACGGUUUAUUACAUAUUGGUCAUGCUUUUACUUUAAGUAAAUUGGAUUUUAUAGUUCGAUAUAAAAAUAUGGUUUGUGAUAAUGUGUUACUUCCGUUUUCGUUUCAUUGUACAGGUACACCUAUUGUUGUGUGUGCCGAUAAAUUAAAGAAUGAAUUAAAUAAGAAGAAUAUACAAGAUUUUGAAGAUAUAUCAUAUGAGAAGAAGGAAGAUGAUUAUUCUUUAUGUAGAUCUAUUAGUGAUGAUAAAAAUAAUGUAGAUAAGAAUAAAUUAGUUGAAGAUACGGAUUCAAAUAAAAAGAAUACAGAUGUGACAAUAUUUCGUUCGAAUAAAAGUAAAGCUCAAUCGAAGGGUUCAAAACAAAAUACUCAAUAUGAUAUUAUGAAACAAAUGAAUAUAAAAGAUGAGGAAAUUCAUCUUUUCCAAAAUCCAGAAUAUUGGUGUUAUUAUUUUUCAUCAAAGGCUAAGGAUCAUUUAUAUUCAUUUGGAUUAUAUUGUGAUUGGAGAAGAUCAUUUAUAACAACAAAUAUUAAUCCAUAUUAUGAUAAAUUUGUAAGUUGGCACAUUAAUACUUUAUAUAAAAAAAAUCUUAUAUAUUAUGGUAGUAGAGUUACUAUUUUUAGUAGAUAUAAUAAUCAAGCAUGUGCGGAUCAUGAAAGAUCAGAAGGUGAAGGAGUCAAAUGUCAAGAAUAUACACUUAUCAAAAUUUUUGUUUCGAAUGUCAAAGAUUUUUAUUCUAUAUUUAUGAACAGCAUAAGAAGUAGCCAAUCGGUACUUAACGCAUGUAUCGAAAAAAAAGAAGCACCCAACAAUAAUAAUAACAAAAUAAACAAUAACAAAAUCAACAAUAACAAAAUCAACAAUAACAAAAUCAACAAUAACAAAAGUAAUAAUAACAAAAGCAAUAAUAAUAAUAAUUGUGGUAGUAGUGCCAAUAUAAGUAAUACCUUUUUUACAGAUUUCGAAAAAGGAGAAGAAGAUUUAAAAAAUAAAAUAUGGAAUGAAGACUUUUUUGUAAAAGAUAAAAAAGUUAUCUUCCUUGGUAGCACCUUAAAGCCAGAAACUGCAUAUGGACAAAAUUAUACUUUCAUCAACCCUAAUGAAUAUUACUAUUUAACCUUAGGAUUUGAUAAACAAAAUUUACAUUAUGGAGAUAAAAGUUAUGUAAAUAAUAUUAUGACGAAAGAAGAAAUUAUUAAUAGCUGUCCAAACAUUUAUGUGUGUUCAGAAAAUAGUUUAUAUAAUUUAGCAUAUCAAGGAAUAAUACCUCUUUUAAAAAAUAAAAAUAUAAAAAAUGUACAAAUUCCAAAAAGUGAAGAUAAUACUAAUGAUGAUGAUACUUUAGAAAAAAAAAACAAUGAUGUAAUAACAAAAAAUACAAACAAUAAUAAUAAUGAAAAUAAUAAUAAUAUGAAUAAUGUGUAUAACUUAGACGAUGUUUUCAUAUUAAAUAAAAUAAAGGGUGAACAUUUUGUAGGACUAGAGACAUAUACAAAUAUAUCGAAGAUAAAAAAUUUAUAUAUCUUACCUAUGACUACAAUAAAAAUGAAUAUCUCCACAGGUAUUGUACCCUGUGUGUCUAGUGAUAGUACGGAUGAUUAUGCUUGUUUAGAAGAUAUACGAAAAAAAAAAAAUUAUUAUUGUGAAAAGUAUAAUUUAAAAGAAGAACAAUUAAAAAAUAAUAGUGAAUCAUGUAUAGAACUACCAGAAAUAGGUAAUAAUACUGGUAAAUAUUAUUACGAAAAGGAAAAAGUAUCAUCUUAUAAAGAUGUAAAAUUACAAAAAAUAAAAGAGGUUUUAUAUAAGAAACAAUAUUUUGAAGGAAUAAUGACUGUCGAUCCAUAUAAAGGUAUGAAAACAUUUAAUUGUAGAAAAUUAGCAAAACAAAAUAUUAUUAGAAAUUUGGAUGGGUUCUUAUAUAGUGAACCUGAAGUUAUGGUAAUAGAUCGAAAUAACGUCAAAUGUAUUGCAGCUUUAUGUAAUCAAUGGUAUAUAAAUUAUGGAAAUAUGGAAUUUAAAAAAGAUGUUCUAAUACAAUUAAAAAAGAAUAAUUUCCAAACAUAUAAUGAUGUAUUAUAUAAACAAUUGCAACAUGUCAUUUUUUGGUUAGAUGAUUGGUCAUGUAGUAGAUCCUAUGGAUUAGGAACUUAUAUGCCACAAUUUGAUCAAAAUAAUCAAACGAAUAAAAAUGUUGAUAAUUAUCAAAAUAAUAAUGAGUAUGUAAUACCAUCCAAUGAUGAUAAUAACCAAAUAAACAAUCACCAUAUCAAUGUUGUGAAGGAGGAAGAAGAAAAGAAUGUACAUAUAAAAAACAAUUCACGAAAAGAAUUAAUAGAGAGUCUAUCCGAUUCAACUAUAUAUAUGGCGUAUUAUACGGUGAGUCAUUUUUUACAAGGAAGUGUUGAUGGUCAGAAAAGAGGUUUAUUAGAUAUUAGCGCAGAUGAUUUGAAUGAUGCUUUUUUUGAUUAUAUUUUUGAUAUUAGUGAUGAUACAAGUAAUAUAUCUAAACAUAUAUCUAAGGAGAAAUUAGUAAGAAUGAGGAGAGAAUUUACCUACUGGUAUCCUUUUGAUGUACGUAUAUCUGGUAAAGAUUUAAUUUUUAAUCAUUUAACAAUGGCUUUAUUUAAUCAUGUUGCUAUAUGGGGGAAAAAAGAAAAAUAUGAUCGAAAUAAGGAAGAUGUGGAAGAAAGAAGUAUUUUAGAUAGACAAACAGAAAUAUUAAAUGAGUUAGAAAAUAUUGAUUUAUCAAGUUAUGAGAAAAUAAAAUAUUUCCCACGUUCUUUUUUUUGUAAUGGACAUGUUUUAGUGAAUAAAGAAAAAAUGUCUAAGAGUAAAGGUAAUUUUAUAACCUUAGAAGAAAGUAUAGCUUUAUAUACUAGUGAUGGGACCAGAAUUGCCUUAGCAGAUGCAGGAGAUUCUAUAGAAGAUUCUAAUUUUAAUACUGAUACGGCAAAUAGUGCUAUUAUGAAGUUAUAUAAUUUGAUAAAUUUUUCUAUAGAAACAAAGAAUAAUGUAUAUAUAUUUAGAUGUGGUGAGAAAACAUUUAAUGAUUUGAUAUUUGAAAAUGAAAUAAAUUAUUUAACAAAUAAAUGUAAAGAAUCCUAUGAAAAAUUAUUAUUUCGAGAUGUUUUGAAAUAUGGUUUUUAUGAUAUGUUAUUAAAAAGAGAUACCUAUAGAAUGAUGUGUGAUAAAAUACAUAUGCAUAAAGAAACAGUAAAUUUUUUCAUAGAAAGAAUCUGUAUAAUUAUUAAUCCUAUUAUUCCACAUGUAACCGAACAUAUAUGGACUUAUAUUCUUAAGAAAGAUACAUUUUUAAUUAAACAAAAAUGGCCAUCACCUGAAGAAACCAAUUAUUCUAUAGUUAUGCAUAAGCAAAAUAAUAAUCUAUUGAAUGUUGUCGAAAUAUUUAGAAAAUCAUAUGAUAAGGUAAUCAAUAAAUGUAACAAGCAAAAGGUUGUGAAAGAUAAAAAUGUUUCAAAGGAAAACAAGAAUCACAAAGAUCUUAUAAACAAGAUAAAUAAUGAUGAACAGAAUAAAAAGAAUAAUGAUACAAAUGUAGAGACACAAAAUGAUUCUUCUGUUCAUAUUGAAAAAGAAAACAAUAAUGAUAAUCUGAAGAAGAACAUACAACAAAUAAAACAAAUAAACCACAUUAGCAACAAUAAUAAUAAUAAAGAUAAUAUUUGUGAUGGGCAUAAUAACGAUAUAGAUGAAGAUGAUGAUGAAGAAAGAGAUGAUGAAGAAGGUGCAAAUUAUUAUAAAGAAGAUGAAGAAGAAAAGAUGAAGUUUAAAGCAAUCGUUUAUGUAGCAAGGGAAUAUAAUGAUACUCAAAAGAAAAUUAUAGAAAUAUUAAAUAAUAUUAUUAAUAAUAGUGAAGAUAAAAAAUUACCAACGAAUUAUAUAAAUCUAUUAGUCCAAAAUACAUAUGUUAAUAAUUUACCAAAAAAUGAAAAAAAAGAUAUACUCAGUUUUGCAACUUUUCUAGUAAAAGAUAAUGUUACUUUAAAUAAUAAUCAAUAUGAAUUAUCAUUACCCUAUGAUGAAAUACAACUAAUUAAGGAUAAUGUAGAUUUCAUAAAAAGAAGUCUUAAUUUGGGAGAUAUACAAGUAUUAGAAAAUAAUAAAAAAAGUGAAAUUGAUAAUACUGAUAUAUAUAAAAUGUCUAAUCCGGGAUAUCCAUCCAUAUAUAUAUACAACACUGAAGGAUAA